Messenger RNA from Glycine soja, 933 nucleotides. RefSeq lists its product as uncharacterized. NCBI's taxonomy places the organism in Eukaryota, Viridiplantae, Streptophyta, Magnoliopsida, Fabales, Fabaceae. The transcript has 2 exons. Bases 1 to 933 code for a protein of 310 amino acids. The record is from RefSeq and is a predicted model, not a curated record.
AUGGCGGCCAAUGAUCAUGCCAUCCUUCAUGAUCGAGCAUACAUGCCAACAAAGAGAAGCCUUCUGGAACUCGCAGCCCAAGAUAGGAAACUACCCAAGAAAUUUAAAGACCCUGGGAGCGUGACAAUCCCUUGCACCAUAGGGAAUGAGUUAGUAGGGAAGGCUCUCACUGACUUAGGGGAAAACUUCAACUUGAUGCCCCUGUCAAUGUGUAGAAGAAUUGGAAAUUUGAAGAUAGACCCUACCAAGAUGACGCUCCAGCUCGUAGAUCGAUCAAUCACAAGACCACACGGGGUAGUAGAAGGUGUCCUUGUCAAAGUCCGCAACUUUACUUUUCUGGUGGAUUUUGUCGUCAUGGACAUAGAAGAAGAUACGAAGAUUCCUCUUAUCCUAGGUAGACCCUUCAUGCUGACUGUCAACUGUGUGGUAAAUAUAGGGAAUGGAAAUCUGGAAAUGAGCGUUGACAACCAAAAGGUAACCUUCAACCUUUUUGAAGCAAUCAAAUACUCAGAGGAAGAUAAGAGGUGCUUCAAGGUGGAGGAGGUCGAUAAAGAAGACGUUGGUGCUCUUUCAACUACAGAAACUUCACUGGAGAAAGCUUUAAUCAAUGUUGUAGAUUGUCUAACCAGUGAAGAAGAGAAGGAUCUAAGGGCUUGCUUGGAAGACUUAGAUUGUGAAGAAAAUAUUCCUAUAGGGGGGACCAGUUUUGAAAAAUUGAAAAGCAGGAGUCCAUCCGAGAAGACCAAGGUGGAGCUAAAGAUCCUACCCAACCACCUAAAGUAUGUGUUCUUGGAGGAGAACGAGACCAAACCUGUGGUAAUCAACAGUGAGCUCAUAGCAGAAGAAGAAAACAGGUUGGUAGAGGUCCUCAAGAGACACAGGGAAGCAAUAGGGUGUCAUAUAUUAGAUCUCAAAGGAAUCAUCCUUGCCUAA